Molecule: messenger RNA, 1449 nt
Organism: Rhipicephalus microplus (southern cattle tick)
Lineage: Eukaryota; Metazoa; Arthropoda; Arachnida; Ixodida; Ixodidae
Product: tenascin-like
Molecular function (GO): protein binding
Source: RefSeq, a predicted model, not a curated record
AUGCGCAUCACCAACGUGCUCCCCGAUUUGGAUAAUCUUACCCUGGUUGAUAUUGGGCCUGACCACUUCACCGUGUCCUGGAUGCAUCCCGUGGCCCAGUUUGACUAUUACUGGUUGGAAGUUUACAAAAGAGACGACGGAAGUGAUACUAUUACACCUCAACGCGUCGGAUCGUGCGCUAAUGGAACUAUCGUUCACCGUGAGCAAACUCAAAUCACCUGCGACAUGUUCAAGCCGUGCAGCAAUGUGACGAUCACACUGCACACGCAAGCAAAGGGCACCUCUGAAUUCGUGUCUACUGGAGCUACGCUCCAAGGAAUAUUCAUGCCUGGAAAAGGCAUUCCUGAAGUCGUGAAGCUCAAGCAGACAGCCAUCGCCAAGAAUUCUGUCACUCUGUCCUGGGAACGACCGAAGGGUUGCUUCAAUGACUACUUGGUCACAACGAGCGCAGAAAACACGGAACUCUCUAGCCAAGAGACCAGCGCUGGUACAUGUGGUAACGGAACCAUUGUUUCCGCAAACGAGACCAGUGUCACGUGUGACGGCAUCAGGGCGUCAAGUGUGAGCAUCAUGGUGCAGACACGCAGGUUGAAGUCGGACGGUCUUAUUUCGCAAGGCGUGACACUUCAAGGAAUCACCAUGUCCAAACUUGUGCUGCCCGACGUAAACGAACUUCAGCUUGAUGGAUGUUGGACCCGACUCUUUCACGGUAUCCUGGGCAAGGCCGUCCUCUUAUUCGAUUACUACUGGGUUCGAGGUCUUCCUGAGGUGAGGCAGCUCAAACUGACUGAGAUGGACAGGGAUUCUAUAACUGUUUCCUGGCAACGACCGGAGGGCUGCUUUGACGGCUAUAUAGUAGAAGUCACUGAAGAAAACAGCGGAAGCAGUGGUGUUGGAGGCCUCAGUGUGGGCUCCUGUGCGGGUGGAAUCAGUGUUGACGCUGAACACACUAGCAUCACGUGCAGAAAAAUAGAAGCUUGCAGCGUGAAAAUCACCGUACGUACGCAAAGAAAAGGACCACUCGAGCUUACUUCAUCUGGUGUUUCCCUGCACGACAUCGUCAUGUACAAAAAAGAUAUCCCAGAGGUGCUGCCGACAAUUAAAGUGGCUAAUGACACAUUUGUACUCCGCUGGAACCGGCCAACUGGCUGCUUCGACAAGUACAAUCUCGAGGUCGCCUAUGAACCUAACGAACAUUCGAUCUUUAAAACGCAGCGUAUUGGUUCAUGUGCUGGGACAACCAUUCUAGAGCCUGACGUCACCAAUGUUACUUGUUCCAAUCUGCCAGCCUGCGUAAACACCAGUGUAAUUCUACGCACUCAGCGAAAUGGACCACAUGGACGUGUUUCACGUGGUGAAGCAUUGUCUGUGUAUUCUAAAGAAGGAGCUUUUGUGGACUUCGACCUCUACCUUGACAGGGUGACAACGACUACGGCUGAAUCAUCAUAG